UUCCCUCUAUCGAUCUUCACGGCCCUGUUUCUUUUUCGAUCCCUCUCCCACAAAAUUAGGGUUUACAAAACACACACUUUCUUUCUUCCUUUCUUCUUCCCUCUUUCCGCCAUCUCCGAUUUUAUGUCCCCAUCACCGAACCCUCUAUUUCAGCUAUUUCCAGAUCCAUCCUCCUUCUGCUUCAGCUCAAUCUUCUCCUUCUGCUUCUAGACAGACAUGUUUUGGAAGCUCGCUUCUCUCUCUUCCUCCUCUCCCGUGGAGGCAAUAUUAGACAAGGAGAAUUUCACUUUGGAAGAGCUUCUUGAUGAAGAGGAGGUGAUCCAAGAAUGCAAGGCCUUAAACAGUCGACUCAUCAACUUUCUGAGAGAUCGGGCUCAGGUUGAACAGUUGUUACGCUACAUUAUUGAAGAACCACCAGAAGAUGCUGAAAGCAAACGAACCUUCAAGUUUCCAUUCAUUUCGUGCGAGAUUUUUACAUGUGAAAUUGACGUCAUUUUAAAGACCUUGGUGGAGGAAGAAGAGCUGAUGAACUUAUUAUUCUCCUUCUUGGAGCCUAAUCGUUCUCAUAGCACCUUGUUGGCUGGCUACUUUAGCAAGGUGGUUGUUUGUUUAAUGAUUCGAAAGACAGUGCCACUUAUGAAUUAUGUUCAGGCCCAUCAGAAUGUUUUUCGCCAACUGGUUGAUUUAAUUGGAAUUACUUCCAUUAUGGAGGUUUUGAUUCGAUUAGUUGGUGCUGAUGAUCAUGUGUAUCCCAAUUUUAUUGAUGUGAUGCAAUGGUUGGCUGACAGCAACCUGCUUGAAAUGAUUGUAGAUAAAUUAAGUCCAUCUUGUCCUCCUGAACUUAAUGCUAAUGCAGCUGAAACUUUAUGUUCAAUAACUCGAAAUCCAUCAUCUACUUUAGCAAUUAAACUUUCAAGCCCAAGUUUUGUUGCAAAAAUCUUGGAUCGUGCAUUGGAAGAUUCACAGUCAAAGUCUAGCCUUGUUAACUGCCUUUCAGUGUGUAUUUCCUUGUUGGAUCCCAAAAGAUCAGCUAUUUCAGCCCCCUUAUUUCAUUCAUUCCGGAGUCAACACAUGUAUGAGCCACCAAUUCCUGUGAACCCCGAGACUGUUGGUGCAAUGCUUGCUAAACUUGGUGAUUUGCUAAGGCUUUUGAAAGUAUCAUCUGACGAAAAAAUAUUGCCUACAACAUAUGGAGUAUUGCGACCUCCACUCGGGAAGCAUCGAUUAAAGAUCGUUGAGUUUAUGGCAGUAAUUUUGAAAACUGGAAAUGAAGUUGCAGAAAAUGAAAUGGCCAACUCAGGAACCAUUCAAAGAGUUAUUGAUCUUUUCUUUGAGUAUCCAUUCAAUAACUUACUACACCAUCAUGUAGAAAGUAUCAUAUUGUCAUGUUUGGAGAGCAGAAAUGAUGCAAUUGUUGAUCAUCUUCUUCACGAGUGUGAUUUAAUUGGAAGAGUUAUUAGUGCGGAUAAAGAUUCUAUUCUCUCUGCUGACAAAAAUUUGCCUACUGUACCUGCUACUGGGAAACGGGCACCACGCGUGGGAAAUAUUGGGCAUAGUACUCGAGUUGCUAACAAGCUUAUUCACUUAUCACAUAAUCGAAGCAACAUACUUUCAUGUCUUCAGGAAAAUAAUGAGUGGAAUGAAUGGCAAGCUAAAGUUCUUCAGGAACGUAAUGUGGUUGAGAAUGUUCAUCGGUGGGCUUGUGGGCGUCCAACUGCUUUACAUGAUAGGAUGAGGGAUAGUGAUGAUGAUGACAUUCAUGACAGGGACUAUGACGUUGCAGCUUUAGCAACUAAUUUGAAUCAGGCUUUUGGAUAUAAAAUUUAUGGAACUGAGGAUAAUGAAGAGGAAAAUAACGGCAUUGAGCGAGAUGAUGAGGAUGUCUACUUUGAUGAUGACUCUGCCCAAGUAGUCAUAUCGUCCCUAAGACUUGGUGAGGAUCAAGGAAGUAGUCUGUUCACCAACUCCAAUUGGUUUGCAUUCCAAGAUGACAGAAUUGGGGAUGCAGCUGGUGGUGCAACAUCCUCAGAGAUGAUGGAUGACAUAAACCUGAGUGGUGCUACAAAUGGUGGCAACAAUAGUAGCGAUGACGAGGUAGUGGUUGGUGAAGAUGAAGAAUUAGAAGAAAGCAAAAGUAACGUGGAUGGUACAUCUAGCUCAAGUAUGAACUACUUGAAUGGAUUAAAUGUUAGCAAUUCCAUGAAUGGAAGUGAAGGUGCUUUGAACUUUGAUGGUGAAAAGGCAAGUGCAUCCCAUGAUAUGGGAUUCUUCAGGUUUGAGGCAACGGACAAUGAGUUGUUUGGGGACAGACCUGAGUGGGGGGGAUGGGGUGAACCUUCCAAUAUGCAAGUUGUUUGCUCAAGCUCAAGCACAAAUCCCUUUGUGGACCACGAUGAGACUGAUAGCAACCUUUCUACUAAAACUCAAGCGGGCAGCCCUUCUCCUAGUUCCCCUGCCAACGGAGAAUCUCUUCCUUCAAAUGGAUCGCCAGCUACCAAUGAUUCGAUUGAAGAGGGUGUUGACGCAAGUCAAAGAUCAGCAGCAGUACCCUCUCUAUUUGAAGAGGAUGUUGAAUUUGUAGGUGUAGAAGUAGAAGGUACCGAGAAAGCUAUGGAUCAAGCUCUGAAAGAAGGGAUAGUGGGGGAAGCAGGGCCAUUAAAGAACAUGGUUCCUAAAAAGUCAGAAAAGGAGAACUCUGAAGAGGGUGGCCCUGGAAUGAAGGAAUUUAAUGAUGCAAAUUACUGGAGGGUUGAUCAAGAGGUCGCAGUUCUGGAGUGAUGGUGGAAAUCUGUCUUCAAUGUGUAUGAAAAGUUUGAUCUACACCACUGGACCUCACAAGCAAGGGCGUAUGCAGCAAUUACUGUACAGUAUAUUUUUGUUUCAAUUAUGUCCUGUUGUUUUGUAUUUUACCUUUUUUUUUUACUUGUCAUCGCUUAUUAUUAGAUAUUAAUCCUUGUUAAUUAUUUGAAGUUUUGCCCUUUCCUGUAAGUGAUAUAUGGGUUCCCACUUCCCCAUAUUUAUCGAAUUUCAUUUAGUCUGGUCCUGGUUCCAUGUUGAUUAUGAUGGUGCUCAUAUUUCUUGUAGCUUAUAGAUUGAAAAUGCUUCAAUGAGACAAGGACCAUAUACCUUCCCUAUUCUCUUUAAUGUAAAUUACGAAUCAAUGUAUUUGUAGACAAAAUAUUUA
Messenger RNA from Arachis stenosperma, 3184 nucleotides. RefSeq lists its product as uncharacterized. The record is from RefSeq and is a predicted model, not a curated record. The transcript is spliced from 19 exons. Bases 217 to 2778 code for a protein of 853 amino acids. Gene Ontology annotation, molecular function: protein phosphatase regulator activity; protein phosphatase binding. NCBI's taxonomy places the organism in Eukaryota, Viridiplantae, Streptophyta, Magnoliopsida, Fabales, Fabaceae.